Meloidogyne enterolobii is the source of this 438-nucleotide messenger RNA. NCBI's taxonomy places the organism in Eukaryota, Metazoa, Nematoda, Chromadorea, Rhabditida, Meloidogynidae. The record is from the annotation of a GenBank genome assembly.
AUGGUUGGUGAUUCCCAAAUCGUUCAAGAUCUUCUAUCAACCGUUGGUUAUGCUGUUGAGCUUCCUGAAAUACACAUUGAUCCUGUUACAGGACUAAGUGGAAGUGGACCAUCUUAUGGAUUUGCUAUAAUUGAAGGGUUGUCUGAUGGCGGAGUUAAAUUGGGAUUACCAAGAGAUCUCUCAAUGAAAUUAGCAGCAAUGACUUUAUAUGGUGCUGCAAAAAUGUUUUUAGAGACCGGUGAACAUCCAGCAAUACUUAAAGAGGCUAUCCAAAGCCCUGGUGGGAGCACAAUUUUUGGCAUGCACGAAUUAGAAAAGGGUGGAUUGCGCGGUCUUUUAAUCAAUGCAGUCGAAGCUGGAGCCGAGCGUUCCCGACAUAUGGGCCAAACUUCUUUGCCACAUAGCCGAACGUCUGUAAUUUAUCGCAGUGAAAUUUAA